Molecule: messenger RNA, 1116 nt
Organism: Lolium perenne
Lineage: Eukaryota; Viridiplantae; Streptophyta; Magnoliopsida; Poales; Poaceae
Source: RefSeq, a predicted model, not a curated record
AUGCUGAGGAAGAAGGUCACCGGCGGAGCGAUGAGCUCGUGUUGGCUGGGGAAGUCCGGCGACGAGGAAGCGAAGAAUCGGCUGAAGGAGGACGAAUGCGACGGCCACAGCAGCUGCGCAGCAGCGAUACUCCAAGCAGCAAGUCUUGGCGAUGUUCGGCGGAGCAGGGGCGCUGGUUCGCCGGACGCCGGAGCUCAGACUGAUGACACUUCUAGUGGGGGAGUCAAGGAAGUAUUGAUGUCCUCCGCAAACCUGGAUCCAGCAAUCCCUAUAGGUGCUGUUGACAAGGUCGCCAAUUUGGCCAAGCCCCCAGCAGAAACACAAGAGCCGAUUACCUCAUCAUCGGCUGUCCCCCUGGUCUCAGGAGAGGGUUGUGACCUCUCGGGCUUGCUAACGUUCGACCCUGAAUCCAUCGAACCAGCUCCUUCUACGGCAUGCGAUGAACCACGACCCAGCGCCGUCCAACGUCAAUUCCAGCGUCUCCAAGCCCUGCUUUCCUCCCCGAUCGAGACGUUGGUCGAAGACCCCGAGGAAGUGAAGAGUGUUCUUGAAGAAAUCCAGCACCACCUCCCGGUAACGUUGCAGGUGAAACUCUGGCCAGUUGUGACUCUGUCUGCCUACAGGUCAAGGGUGAAGUUAGCUCAUCAGAGAAUCGAUCUACGCCACGCCCAACUUCCGUUGAAAACCGAUAUUGCAGACAAAUGUCAGCGGCUCAACGAGAAAAAGGCGGCCUUAGAUGCCAAAACUGACACCUCUGUCAGCACCGCCGAACUUGAGACCUUGCGAAAGGAAUUGGAGGACCUUGAAGAGAGGGUCCGGGCAACCAAACAGCUUAUUUCUAAUAAGGAAGCUCUUAUUGCCCGCUCCCAAGAAGAAGCAGAAGGCCUCAAAGCUCAACUGAAAACUGAUCUGGCAGAAAUACGUGACCUGCACAAGCAGCUAGUGACGGGCAAGGACGAAGAUGAUGAGGCCGAGAUCGCCGAGGUGGAUCUUGUCCGUGCUGACGCCCUCCGUGCCUUCGAGGCAUUCCUUCCAUAGAGCCUAUCCAUGUAACCUGAUAACUGCUCGUAACAGCUUGUACCUCUAGAGUCGAUGGUUGCGCAUCGGCUUUUUAAU